AUGACUGCUUCAGCGAGUCCUGCAGACGAAUCACGGGAUGGAGAUCAACCAAAAACGUCGCGACUUCGACGAUUCCUCGGCCUCUUCUGGGAUACCCUGGACGGCGAUCCCCAGGAGAGGAAAUACGUGCAGAAGCUGGAUCUGUUUCUGUUUUCGUAUAUCAUGCUCGGAUAUUUCAUCAAGUAUUUGGACCAGCAGAAUUACUCAAAUGCCUUUGUGAGUGGCAUGCAGGAAGAUCUCCACCUCUACGGCAACGAGCGUAAUCUGCUGGUAACAUACUUCAACAUCGGCCUGAUCAUCGGCACCGUCCCAUCCCAGCUGGUCCAGCUAAAGUACGUGCGUCCGUCGAUCUGGAUCCCAACGUACGAGCUGCUCUGGUCCGUGCUGGUGAUGGCCAUGGGCGGAGCGAAGAAUAUCCAGACUCUAUAUACUCUGCGCUUCUUCGUCGGCCUCCUCGAGUCGUGCUCGUUCCCCGGCUAUGCCGCCUUGCUGGGCAGCUGGUACGGCCCCAAUCAACUGGGCAAGCGAGUCGCGCUGUUCGAGCAGGCGAGCGCCAUCGCCGGCAUGUUCAGUGGCUAUCUCCAGGCUGGCCUCUACCGGGGGAUAAACGGCAAAGGAGGGCUAGCUGGGUGGAAAUGGCUCUUUAUCUUCGAUGGCAUCAUCUCGAUUCCCAACUCCGUCUGGGGGUGCUUUGCUAUCCCAGAUCUGCCUAGCAAUACUAGAGCAUUCCACUUUAGCAAGAAUAUGAGCUCUUACACCAGCAGGACCGCGACUACGGCAUCCAACGCAUCCAGCGCAUGGGACGCGCCUCGCCGAAAAAGCUCACCUGGCGUCGACUCAAGGCGAUCUACACAGGCUGGCAUCUAUGGGCCUUUAUUUUUGCCUACGUGUGAGGGAGCUGACUCCACAAACGUGAUCGAAGCUAAUCAACUGAUUGCAUUAUGUCGACGACCGGAGACGGCCAUCGUCGUGUGCGCCAUCGUCAUCGUGGCCAACAUCCUGCUGUCCAUCUGGCACAUUGGCAAGGGAGGGCUCUUCUUUGCGUUUUUCCUGUCGUAUACUUCGGCCGCGGCGCAGCCGAUCAUUAUUGCCUGGGGCCACGAGAUCACCCAACACAACGCCGAGCUGCGCCAGCUGCUCGUCGCGACGGGCAACAUCUUCACCUACACGUUCAGCGCGUGGCUGCCGGUGGUGCUGUUCCCCACGUACGACGCGCCGCACUACAAGUACGCCUACCAGGUUCUGGUCAUGUUUGGCGGACUGUCCAUUCUUGGUAUCUUCUUGUUGAAAUACCUGCGAGAACGGGAGCUGUAG
This is a messenger RNA of Rasamsonia emersonii CBS 393.64, 1314 nucleotides long. RefSeq lists its product as uncharacterized. The record is from RefSeq and is a predicted model, not a curated record. Gene Ontology annotation, cellular component: membrane. Gene Ontology annotation, molecular function: transmembrane transporter activity. The transcript has 8 exons. Lineage: Eukaryota; Fungi; Ascomycota; Eurotiomycetes; Eurotiales; Trichocomaceae. Bases 1 to 1314 code for a protein of 437 amino acids. Gene Ontology annotation, biological process: transmembrane transport.